Messenger RNA from Penicillium soppii, 1560 nucleotides. RefSeq lists its product as uncharacterized. NCBI's taxonomy places the organism in Eukaryota, Fungi, Ascomycota, Eurotiomycetes, Eurotiales, Aspergillaceae. The transcript is spliced from 2 exons. The record is from RefSeq and is a predicted model, not a curated record. Bases 1 to 1560 code for a protein of 519 amino acids.
AUGCCUAUUCCAACGCGCUCGGCUUCGCUGCGCGAGCCCCGUAAACAAACUUCAAAUAUCGCACGACCUGCUACGAACAUAUCUCCCACGACCGGCCCGAAAGAACCUGCUCGCGUGAGCAAUGACAAGAAUCGCUCUUCAAACCCCUCGCCGGCCGAGGGUGCCUUGAAAGACAAUGGCCCGACCGCUCGAGGAAGAAUCCCACUCCCGCAGCGCAGCACUACUCAAGAUAAUGCCCGUGUAACCAGUCAAGUACGAUUUCAGCCACCCGGUAGCAAGCCGAGCACACGCGAUUCCUCACCGACACGGCAACGAGACAUCUCCCCGGGAAAGAAACAAGCGCAAUCAAACUCGACGGCAACUAAGACCGUGGUGCCGCCUACCAGGCGGCAAAGCAUCGUGCGACCAAGUCCGCUGAAAAUGGCUGUGACUAAAACUACGGUCCCUGCAUCGAAGAGCUCUACGCCCUCAUUUGCACCUCCCUCGCCUCGCAAGCUGCCAGGUCAGCGGUCGCCUGUACAGCCUCCUGUUACCAGGAGACCUCCCUCACCUAAGAAAUCAGAGAUGCUACCCCCGCCACGUCCGACGAGGUCCGCUUCCCUGAGACAGCCUGUCAGCGCAGGCAAGAUUCCACCAGUGGCGGCCAGAGGUCAUACACGGCACCGGAGCCAAAUGACGCAAAUUACCAAGGCAGUUGAUGCAACACCGGCAACACAACGGUCUCGCGCAAUCUCGGCCUACCAGCGACCGGGGUCCCCCAAGAAAUUCUCCAAACCUCCAACGCCAACCCCCGGAGCUGCUCCACAGCCAGAUAACCUGCUGAUACCCUCGUCAUGGCCGGAUAUCGCAGCGCUGCAAACAGAACUACUCCAACUGAGUUUAUUCCAUUCGAACUCCCUACAGCAACAAGCCGAAUGGAAAUCCGACUCAGAAUCCCGUCUACGCAAAAAAUACGACGGUGUCGCCGCCCAAUAUCAGUCCAUCCUGGCCGACGAAACCCAACGACAGUGCCAACUGAACAUUCACGCACUGGGCCUCUGGCUCUCCAAUUGCCGCGAACACCGCGGCCACCACGACUUCCCCGAACAAAUCCAAAUCUUGUCUCAAAUCCUGCAAGAAAUAACCGACACAACCGCCAGAGGAGGGAAAUACACCUACGCUCUAGCGACUUUUGAGUCCUGGCUCGGCCAAUCAGAGUUCAUUCGCCAAAACCGCGGAUCGGGAUGUCUUGAUAUCGCAUUUGUUGACCCUCUGCCUCCGAGCUGGAAGGAACUAGUCCAUGCUUUGAGUAUCAAGCUCGAACACUGCUCGCGCCAGCUUCUGGCGCUUGAUAUCCUUGGUUUCGGGCAGGUGGAGCGCUUGGAGCAGUCGGCGCUUGCGAGGGUUGCAAGGAAUCUGGCGGACUUGAUACAAAUGAUGGUGCAGGAGAUACGCGCUAUGCGAGUGCUGGAGGCGCAGGUUGUACGAUCCGAAAGGGAUUCUGUUGGUUUGCUUGCUAGUCGGAUCACGGCUUCUGUAGAGGAGUCGAGAGCUCCACGGGUUGGGGCUUGGAGGAGCUAG